GUACGUAUCAAGCUAAACAAUGCAUUCAUUUAUUGCCCUAGAGCGCAUUUAUGAAAGGGUUUCGACGAAAGUCUUUCUAUUGCAAGCUCCGGCCUUUCACAGUCACUCCUUUUCGAGUCUGACGCAUCUUCGCAGGAAGUCCUCCAACAUCUAGGAGACGGCCGCGCAGUCCAAUACGCUGUGAACGCCUACUUUAGCACAAUCCACACCUGGCUACCCAUCGUCUCCAAGAAGCGCAUGAACAUGGGCGUGGCCCUUAGCCAGGGCGGCCCGGACCUGGCCAUGCUCUUCCUCGCCAUGAAGCUUAUAGCCACCCGCCCGACAGAUGUCCUCGCGGGUUCCCAGCACAUGGCAAUCUACCGCGCCGCGAAACGCUUCAUGUCCCAGCUGGAGCAAAGCGGCGCCACCUCUGUCAUGGUUCUGCAAUCCAUGGCACUCAUCUCCUAUUUUGAGUACGCGCACGCCAUAUACCCAGCUGCGUGGAUCACCGUCGCCGCGUGCGUGCGGUAUGCCGAUUUCCUCGGUUUGCCUGGGUUUCACGAGGGGAACGUCAUUUUGGCUUCGCCUACAACGUGGACGGAGCUCGAAGAGCGCUCGCGGACAUGGUGGGCCAUCAUCAGCCUCGAUCGCAUCAUCUGCCUCGGCAACAAGAAGCGCUACCUCUCCCCCGAGCCGCAAGACAACGAAACGUACCCCGUAGACGACGAGGCAUGGGACGAAGGCCGCGUCGGCCGCGCAGCCCACCAUAACAUCACCUCCCCGCCGCCCUCCCCGCUCUCCCCCUUCUCCUCCCUCUGCCGCUCCGCCCUCAUCGCCGGCAAAAUCAUAACCCACGUCCGUAAAGCCACCUCAGACCGUAAACAGAACCCGCUCGCCUCGCCCGCCGACGCCAUCGCCGAGGCGAACGCCCUGUCAAAAACGCUGUUCUCUACUCUGGAGUACUUGCAAAAGUCCCCCGCGGACGAGAGGCCGCUGCCGCUGUCGCUGCCCCUACCCCUCCUGGCGCCGCGGUGUGUGCUACUCUCCGCUGCAGUCCUCUUGCAUGACUUUUACUGCUGCCCCGCCUGUCCCGACGGGCGGCUGAAAAGCCCCGAAGAGACGGCGCAGCAGGCGCGUUCUGUCGACGUCUUGUUGAAGAUCAGCAAGGAUAUCGCUGUGCUGUCGGAGGAGCUGCUGCUGCAUUUCUCGCGAACGGAAAGGGAUGGUGAUGAUGACAUGAACAUGAACGAUAACGGUCAUCAUAACCACCGUGAGGGGCAAAGCGGUGGCAGCGAUAUCGGAAGCGUGAGCCCGCUGAUUCUGGACGCGCUCUACGGUGCCGCUAAUACCCUCGCCUGGCUGCUCAGGGAGGAAGGGACGCCCGAGUGCGAGGACCAGAUGAACGUCAUCAAGCGGUGCUUGGAGAGGCUUGGCUCGCGGUGGAGGUUGGCGGGGGAAUACGGGCGGAUGCUGGAGCAGCAGGAUUUUGCGAUGAUGAUGCAGGAUAAGGGGCACUCGACAUUGCGGAUCAUUUGACUCUGACGUAACUGAAAAGGCGGUCACAGGAUAUUGGAACGUCAAGCUCUGGGACAGAGACGUUUCGACCUUUGGGUGAGAUUUCUCCUCCUUGUUGGGUCUUGUUGGUAUUCCUAUCACAGGAAUUGGUUCGAACCGUGGGUGACGAAGAGGUCAAAAUCGAUAUAUAUUUAACUUCUGCGUGAGGUGUAAAAGGGAGGUUCCAACCGUAGGUUGGGUAGACAGUGGAUCUCGU
Messenger RNA from Colletotrichum godetiae, 1750 nucleotides. RefSeq lists its product as uncharacterized. The transcript has 3 exons. Gene Ontology annotation, cellular component: nucleus. The record is from RefSeq and is a predicted model, not a curated record. Gene Ontology annotation, biological process: DNA-templated transcription. Lineage: Eukaryota; Fungi; Ascomycota; Sordariomycetes; Glomerellales; Glomerellaceae. Bases 238 to 1515 code for a protein of 425 amino acids. Gene Ontology annotation, molecular function: DNA binding; zinc ion binding.